UUCUGUCAAUUGGACAAAAGAUGAGCAGGCCAGGAGAUUGGAACUGCAGGUCAUGCCAGCACCUCAACUUCCAGAGGCGCGACUCGUGCCAGCGAUGUGGAGAUGUCAAGUCUGGAGGAGGAGGAGGAGGAGGACUUGACUUUGGGGCUUUCAAUGGCGGAAGGCUCGGAGGAGGAGGGUCUUCAUUUGGGUUCGGUAGCGCAACCACUGGCUCCGAUGUGAGGCCUGGUGACUGGUACUGCGCUGCCGGCAACUGUGGCGCCCACAACUUCGCCAGCCGCUCUAGCUGCUUCAAGUGUGGUGCUUUCAAGGAUGAGUUUCUUGCUACUGGAGGCGGCGGCUUUGACUCUGAAAUGCCUCGCUCCAGGGGAGGUUUCGGGUUGGGAAAUGGCGGCGCCGGCGCUGGUGGUGGUGGGCGGCCUGGAUGGAAAUCUGGAGAUUGGAUUUGUACUAGGUUCGGAUGCAACGAGCAUAACUUUGCUAGCAGAAUGGAAUGUUUCAGAUGCAAUGCCCCAAGAGACACAUACUAG
Molecule: messenger RNA, 530 nt
Organism: Fragaria vesca subsp. vesca
Lineage: Eukaryota; Viridiplantae; Streptophyta; Magnoliopsida; Rosales; Rosaceae
Exons: 3
Coding region: 21-530 (169 amino acids)
Cellular component (GO): cytoplasm
Molecular function (GO): mRNA binding
Source: RefSeq, a predicted model, not a curated record